Molecule: messenger RNA, 1408 nt
Organism: Lolium perenne
Lineage: Eukaryota; Viridiplantae; Streptophyta; Magnoliopsida; Poales; Poaceae
Source: RefSeq, a predicted model, not a curated record
GCUGCUGAGCCGGUGUCCCCAACCUGUAUUCCCCGCCGCCUCAGCCCCAGCUCCAGCCAAAAACGGGUCGCCGCCGACGCCGCCGCCGUUUCUCUCAGCACCUUUGACUCUCCUGGCGCUCCUCCCAUACAAGUACCACCCCCAAAAUCCUAUCCUUCGUCCCUGCAUAUUCCCCACAAAUCUCCCAAGGGAAGCUGGUUCUCGACGUCACUCCGCCGCCAGUGUAUCCGUACUCUCCUCGUUCCAAGAAGGAGGAGCCUGCAGCCGGCAUGGUUACUCUAAGGUGCGGUGGAGGCGCCGCCGCCUACCUGGUGGCCCAGAGAAUAACGUCACCUCAGAACGGAGAUGGCCGCAGCACCGUCCUUUCCGUGCGCGCCGGGAUUGGGGAGCUUCCCAUCAGGGCUUCUUCGUCACCGUCCUCACCGUCUCCACGGACAGUUCGCUGUUACGCUGGCCCUUCUCCUCGCGUGAAGAGGCGUUGCUUCCAGAACAGGGGAGUGCCUGAGGGAUGGGAGGCGUUGAAGGCGGCGGCCGCCGACAUGUUCCGGCCCCUGCGCCUCAACCUGUCUGACAUGCGCUCCAUCAACACGGUGUACGACCUCACGGACUACCAGAUUGGGAUGCUCUAUGGUGCGAUUGCUGGAUGCAUUGGCUGCCACCAGCUGUGGAAGGCGGCCCCUCCUAUCUUUGUUGAUGCUGCACUUGGUUACAUCAUUUACAAGCUCAGCGUCAUUGCCUCGGAGCUGCAUCGGCAGCGCAAAUCCAACAGUUUGAUUACCCGACUGCAAUUUGGGUUCAUACUUUUCAUGGUCCUCAAGGAUUUCCAUAAAAAAUACGUACUUCUCGAUGCUAUUAGGAUGCCACUUUUCCUUCUGUACCUUGGUGCAUUCAUGUUUGACGUGGUGGGAUUGAAGAAGUAUGGGAGGCGUAUUCUGAUUUCUUUUGUUAAUCUACUGAAAAGGAGAGGUGGAAUUGAAGAGAUAUUCAGGAUUGUGUGGUGGCGUGGCUACGUUUCUCCAUAUGAUGACUACUUUGGCCAGAGAUAAGCCCUGGGGGUCUCUAUUCUGAGGUUUCCAUGAAAAAUUCAUGUAAGCCACAUGUGGAAGUUCUGGAAGUUAUUCAAAAAAUAUCAAAUGUAGGGGAGAUGUUACAUAAACCUGUGACAUGGUGACUUCCGGCCUAUCUUGGACCAGCCACCAAGCAAGCUCUUGGGCUGGAGAGCUAAAUUGCUUACCAAAGGAGGCAAAUUGGUAAUUGUGAAAUUGGUAAUGUCUCCAGCACCUAUUCACAUUGUCCUGGCGGUUGAUCUUGGACAAGUUCGUGAAGGGUGUGUUUCUCUGUUCGAUCCAGCAUCUGCUUUGUUUGGUGCUUGUUUCUCGGACUAUCACAUGUUUCGCUUGAGACGUGG